GUUUUCAUAUCUGGCAGCAACGUCAUCAUCAUUUUCUGUGUGAUCUCGCUCUGUGUGCGGUGACCCCGUUGCCAUGGUGAGGGACGCUCAAACAAACGUCAUCAUCCUGCGUGGGUGAAAUUAAUCCCCGUCUCAACAAUACCAUCGAGCUUUUCAAUGUGCGAGGGACCUUCAUCAAUAUGUGGACCGAUACCCCCAGACCCAUCACUUAUUCGUCAGUACUACAAAAGACCUGCUUCAGCGAAAGGUCGCAUAGAGGGAAACAGACACGGGACCUUAGCCCUGCUCUCAGGGCCCCUGGCACCAGAUGCUGUUCUGCACCCUGACUACUAUAACGGUCACAUCUCCCCACGUCGCCCACGCAUCGGCCCCGAUGCCUCCCAUAUUCUGGAACGAGGACAGAGAGGCGUCAUACGGGAAUUACUUCAACUAGAUAGCUUUCCCGCCACGGAGAUUAUUAAACUAAAACCAGAGUGGGACUUUCGCAAAGAGAAUGUCCGUCGGAUUCGGGAAAUCCAGAGGCGUUCCAAAGAGCUGGAAGCUCAGAAAGCUCGUUCCACUCCGGUCAAAGCCCUUUGGACUUCAUCCAAAUACCAACAUGUACCAUCCAAAUUCAUGACACAUCUAAAGGUUACCAAUCCAGCUGUCAAACCACAGUGUCAAAACUUUCUAAAGAGUCACUCUAACAAUAAAUGUAAGACACCGCCAAGACCACGCUCAACGCCGCCUGCUGUCAGCUUGCAUCUCUCCAACUCCUGCUCACCUAUGCAGGAUGACAGUUUGCAAUUACAGGUUAAAGGCCAGAGCAUAGACUUCAUCAAGUAUAAUGUGAAAGCAGCAGGAAAGACUAUGCAAAGAUCCCAAUCGAUGACAAACCUCCGAGACAAACCAGUGCCCACCGCCGUCAAAGGCCAGGUGCCUUACUACUUAGAGCAGAGGAAGAAGCAGUGGCGUAAAGAGGAGGAGCAGAAGAGGAAGAAAGUACCUGAUCCUUCCAUACCACCACAUCACACCUUAAUGGCUGACAGCGAGAGGCUGGAAACUCUAAAGUCCCUCAAAGAGAGCCACCGCACCCUGGUGACAGAGUUGCUACUGCUGCCUCUCAAAGCUGACAAUCUGAGUUUCCGCUCACGCCGAGCUCAUCUUGAUAGAAGACUUUCUGAGAUCGAAGAAGCCAUUAAAAUAUUUUCCAGGGAUAAGGUUUAUGUAAAAAUAAAUUCUUAACACAUAAAGAGGAAAAGAAGGAACAUCCCCACCUGUUGGAAUAUAAUUGUUUAAUGAACUUUGUUACAUUAUCGUUACAUUAUGCAAUAGGACCAAAUGUUAAUGUUUAGAAUGUAGUAAUCCACAUUGUUAGAGAAAAGUGCUCAAAAUAAGAUUGUGUAAAAAUAUUAUUUUAUAUAUAUAUAUAUCUCCAUGCAUUUAUAAUAGGACAAGUCUCUGUAAACAACAAUAGGCCAACUUAUUUUUCUAAUCUGUGUCAUUGGUAUGGGCUUGCUUGAAUUUGUCGCUGUUUAUUGGAGUUCGGUGGCAGAGAGAAACAAUCAUGAUUAAAAAUGACUGCCACAAAUCUUCAAGUCUAGUCUAGUCUUGUCUUUUUUCCCCGGAAUAUUUUUGUUUGCUAAUUAAUACGUUUUAUAAUUGGCUUAUAACUGUGAUAUCGC
Doryrhamphus excisus (bluestripe pipefish) is the source of this 1664-nucleotide messenger RNA. NCBI's taxonomy places the organism in Eukaryota, Metazoa, Chordata, Actinopteri, Syngnathiformes, Syngnathidae. The record is from RefSeq and is a predicted model, not a curated record.